Molecule: messenger RNA, 222 nt
Organism: Entrophospora sp. SA101
Lineage: Eukaryota; Fungi; Glomeromycota; Glomeromycetes; Entrophosporales; Entrophosporaceae
Source: the annotation of a GenBank genome assembly
AUGACAGCACCUCAAAAUCCAAUCGCUAGAGCCAUUUGGGAUGGUGCCUUGCCAAUUAAAUUUUCUUUAGAUACUGACGAGGCUGAAGCAUUAGGCGUAGAAACGAUUGAAUCUUAUUUUGUAAAUAGAACCCCCUCUUUUUUCUUAUUUCCCCCUAUCAAUUUUAUUGUUGACGAUGCAGAAAUAUGGUAUGAUGUUGAUGGAACACCUUUGAAAUGGUAA